Molecule: messenger RNA, 2698 nt
Organism: Phyllostomus discolor (pale spear-nosed bat)
Lineage: Eukaryota; Metazoa; Chordata; Mammalia; Chiroptera; Phyllostomidae
Gene: NAALAD2
Product: N-acetylated alpha-linked acidic dipeptidase 2
Exons: 19
Coding region: 303-2528 (741 amino acids)
Molecular function (GO): carboxypeptidase activity
Source: RefSeq, a predicted model, not a curated record
UUUGUCCGGGUAACCGUAAGAUCAAUAGACUGAAAGUCGCCAACCAACAGGAAGAAUAUAUUUGCUUACCCUGCAGGGUUCUCCCCUCGCAGUCCCCCGAGGACCAAAGGAGCCAAGAGCCGUUUCUCACAGGGUUUUACUCUCCUUUGGACGAACCCCGGGGGAGGAGGCGUGGCCAGCGGUGGCCACGCCAGGCGGGAGGCUGGAAGCUCGCCAGGCCCCCGCACGCCUUCUCUCCGUUCUUCUGCACUUCCCAAGCUCCUUACCACAGACUUCGCUCUGAGCUCAGUCGGGAAGAAGCCAUGGCGAAGUCCAGGGGCCGUCUGUACCUUUGGAUGUGUUUGGCUGCCGCGCUGGCGUCUUUCCUUGUAGGAUUUAUGAUGGGCUGGUUUAUUAAGCCUCUCAAAGAAAUUGACACCACACUGAGCUAUCAUCCAAGUGUACGGCAGAACCUCGUAUCUGAGAUGAAAGCUGAAAAUAUUAAAUCAUUUCUUCGUUCUUUCACAAAGCUCCCUCACCUGGCUGGAACAGAACAAAAUUUACUGCUUGCCGAGAAAAUUCAAACCCAGUGGAAGAAAUUUGGACUGGACUCAGCCCAGCUGGUUCAUUAUGACGUUCUCUUAUCUUACCCUAAUGAGACAAAUGCCAACUACAUAUCAAUCAUGGACGAACAUGGAAUUGAGGUUUUUAAAACAUCAUACUAUGAGCCACCACCAGAUGGAUAUACGAAUGUUACAAAUAUUGUACCACCAUAUAAUGCUUUCUCAGCCCAAGGCAUGCCAGAGGGAGAUCUUGUAUAUGUAAACUAUGCUCGGACUGAAGAUUUUUUCCAACUAGAAAGAGAAAUGGGCAUCAACUGCACUGGAAAGAUUGUUAUUGCCAGAUACGGAAAAAUCUUCAGAGGAAAUAAAGUUAAAAAUGCCAUGUCAGUGGGAGCCAUAGGAAUCAUCCUGUACUCAGAUCCAGCUGACUACUCUGCCCCUGAGGUGCAGCCGUAUCCCAAAGGAUGGAACCUUCCAGGACAUGCAGCCCAGAGAGGGAAUGUGUUAAAUCUGAAUGGUGCUGGUGACCCACUCACUCCAGGCUAUCCAGCUAAAGAAUACACCUUUAGACUUGAUAUUAAAGAAGGAGUGGGAAUGCCCCAAAUCCCCGUACACCCCAUUGGAUAUAAUGAUGCAGAAGUAUUAUUACGCCAUAUGGGAGGAACAGCUUCACCAGAUGACAGCUGGAAGGGAAGUCUUGCUGUGGAUUACAAUAUUGGGCCUGGUUUCACAGGGCACGGCUCUUUCAGGAAAGUUAAAAUGCAUGUUUAUAACACCAAUAGAAUUACAAGGAUUUACAAUGUAAUCGGAACUAUCCGAGGAUCUGUGGAACCUGACAGGUAUGUUAUCCUGGGAGGCCAUCGGGAUUCCUGGGUGUUUGGAGGCAUUGACCCAACCACAGGGACCGCUGUUUUACAAGAAAUUGCUCAGAGUUUUGGAAAACUGAUGAGUCGAGGUUGGAGACCUAGAAGAACUAUCAUUUUUGCCAGCUGGGAUGCAGAAGAAUUUGGACUUCUAGGUUCCACAGAAUGGGCUGAGGAGAAUGCAAAAACACUUCAGGAGAGAAGCGUUGCUUACAUCAACUCAGAUUCAUCAAUAGAAGGCAAUUAUACUCUCAGAGUUGACUGUACACCCCUUCUUUACCAGUUGGUGUAUAAACUAACAAAAGAGAUCUCCAGCCCAGAUGAUGGUUUUGAGAGUAAAUCUCUUUAUGAAAGCUGGUUGGCAAAGGACCCUUCAUCUGAAAAUGAAAACUUUCCUAGAAUCAACAAGCUGGGAUCUGGAAGUGAUUUUGAAGCUUAUUUUCAGAGACUUGGAAUUGCUUCAGGCAGAGCCCGUUACACUAAGAAUAGGAAAACAGAUAAAUACAGCAGCUACCCAUUAUACCAUACAGUUUAUGAGACGUUUGAAUUGGUAGAAAAUUUUUAUGAUCCCACAUUUAAAAAACAGCUUUCUGUGGCUCAGUUACGAGGGGCACUGGUUUAUGAGCUUGCAGACUCUCAAAUCAUUCCUUUCAAUAUUCAAGACUAUGCAAAAGCUUUGAAAAACUAUGCGACAAGUAUCUACAAUUUAUCCAAGAAACAUGACCAACCAUUGAAAGAUCAUGGAGUAUCAUUUGACUCCUUAUUUUCUGCUGUGAAAAACUUCUCAGAGGCUGCUUCUGAUUUCCAUAGAAGACUUACAGAAGUUGAUGUUAAUAAUCCCAUUGCAGUGAGAAUCAUGAAUGACCAAUUGAUGCUCCUGGAAAGAGCAUUCAUCGAUCCCCUUGGCCUACCAGGAAGGAAGUUCUACAGGCACAUCAUCUUUGCUCCAAGUAGGCACAACAAAUACGCUGGUGAAUCAUUUCCCGGGAUCUACGAUGCUAUGUUUGAUAUUGAAAAUAAAGCAGACCCACGUUCGGCCUGGAGAGAAGUAAAGAAACACAUUUCUAUUGCAGCCUUUACAAUUCAGGCAGCGGCAGGGACACUGACAGAAGUGGUGUAUUAAGGUCUCAGCCAAGUGGAGCUAUUCAUUAGAAGUCUGGAAGUCUGAGGAUAAAAAUCCAUCUUCAUAUUUUGAUUUUAGAGUUCCACCUUGUUCACCUGAAAAGUUUUUUUGGCUCUUUAAAAAUGUGUAACUUUAUCACCAAAGUGUUAAUCUAAUAAAAUAAAACAAAA